This is a messenger RNA of Sphaerulina musiva SO2202, 3819 nucleotides long. RefSeq lists its product as uncharacterized. The record is from RefSeq and is a predicted model, not a curated record. Gene Ontology annotation, cellular component: membrane. Lineage: Eukaryota; Fungi; Ascomycota; Dothideomycetes; Mycosphaerellales; Mycosphaerellaceae. The transcript is spliced from 5 exons. Gene Ontology annotation, molecular function: magnesium ion binding; cobalt ion binding; magnesium ion transmembrane transporter activity. Gene Ontology annotation, biological process: transmembrane transport; metal ion transport. The coding region runs from base 1 to 1491 and encodes 496 amino acids.
AUGGAUGCUUUCUGCGGGACCACUUGGGAAGGAGGAGAGUCCGGUACCUACUACUGCUUCCCCGUAGCUGUACCUGAGCUGCUAAGGCCACGCCCCGCGCUGGACGGGGACAGCCGCGUCCCCAUCGCCUGUCGCGUGGGCCAUCGACGGAGCAAGAUCAAAUAUGAGGAAGUCGCGCUCCACGGCCCGGCCGACGCUGCCUCGUUUUCCAGAGUCGUGCACGACCAGGUGCGGCUGCACCCGCACGACCCCUUGAUCAUCGCCGUCAAUGGCUACCAGCCCUGGCUGGGUCAAGUGCUGCACACGUGCAUCGAAGACCACUGGUCCGAUAUUGCCGACCUCGAUCGAGCCGUGCAGUAUGCGCAUACCAUGCAGUUCCCCGAGAAAGCCUCCCAGCGCGGCCGCUGGGUGCCGUGGACCUUUAUCAUCGAUCAGAUGAACGUGCCCCACGUCUACUAUUGGAGUGUCAAUUUGGAGCCUCCGAUGAUGCACGACAAUGAUCUGCCCAACAUGGCCGACUUUCGACUGCGGACGGGAGUGUGGUUCUGUGCUAAAGGUGCAUGCAAGCUCGACCGCAACAUUUCAGUGACGAUCGUAUUCACCAAGCCAAGCCCCGUGUCAGAGCGCAUUGUCACCAAGCUUCUGUUUGAGUACCUGUGGCGGGACAACGAUUUCGACCAGCCCCGAGAAGACGAGGAAGGUAUUUGCUGGACCUUCAGUCGCCUGUACUAUCUGUGCUCCGACUGGCAGAACAUCAUCGGAGAAGUUCUCGCCCGGCUCGAUGAGGCAGAAAUCAACAGUCAUGGCCGACAUCUACCCGUGAAAGCCAGGACCCGCAGAAUGCAUCGAGAAGUGGAUCGGAUCUAUGAGAUGAAGGAAUACCUACAUUUUCACACGCGCUCCUUCAAGAAGCUGCAAAGGCUCCAAAUCGAAGUGCCCCCCGAGCAACGGAAAGAUCCCUUGUGGAAUGACAUGGAUGAUGCUGUCGAAGACCUCGACCAAUUUGAAUCAACCCUGGAUGGACUCAAGGAACGCUUCAACAAUCUGAUCGAGCUCGAAUUCAACAUCACCAAUGCUAUGCAAAGCGACAACUCUGCCUUUCUCUCCGGCGUGGCAACCCUCUUCAUCCCUUUGAGUCUGGUCGCAAGCAUAUUUGGCUUCACAACAAUCACAUGGCCCGUCAUCUGGUUUGUCUAUAUCGCAGUGCCCAUCUUUGUCGUCAGUGUCAUCUUUACCGCCGUCUUCCCCGCUCUGCGGAAAUACAUCCAGAAACUUGCAGAACCCGUCCAGCGCCCCAUGGCCCUCCAGCCCGAUCAGUUCACUAUGCUUGCUGAAGAAUAUCCGGACGUGGUGACGGUUCCGAGGGACAGACAGGGCCGUUCGAGGCACCAGACGCCACUUCGUCAACAUUCCCUUGCUCGUAAACCCUCACGGACGCAGAUACGAGCAUGGUCCCGACUGGGCGACAGUGAAGAAAAAGACUACUACUGAACGAUGACAUUGCUGUUCGAGUGCGCUGUUGGUCGACAUGGUACAGGAAGUGCAACGUCUUUGGUGGAAUAGCUUUUGAUAUGGUCAAGCCCUUUUGUGAUUUCUCUCUCUCCCUCUCUCUCUCUGGGGGUGGGCCUGUCUCCAUGAUCAUAAUCAUCAGUAGUGCAGAUACCGUUCCAGCCUCACACGUGACCGUACACGUCUUUUUGCUUGUGCAACUCCCAUGGUCCAUUCAUCUCGUGCUGUAUCGUCCACUCCAAAGAGACACUUCAGUGCCAUCUGGUCUCGAUUCGAGCUGGCGAGAAAGAGAGUGUAUGUGUGUGUGUUUUCUUUGCUAUUGUACCCCCCUAGUCUUGCCAGUCCCAUACCGUCCGUAAAAAUUGUGUCAUAUCCACCCGUUUCUGCUUCAUCUCCACCAUCCACGGAUGUUUGGUGAUGUGCCACGGCGUCGCUCUACGGUUCGCAUCUUUUUCGAGACAACAUUCAAUAAAGUAUUUGAAGUUGUCGCUCCAUCUAAGUUUAUUCUCCGGCUCAUCCUUUAGUUUGGGUAUAGGUUGUCGCACAAUAUAUGUCAGCAAAUCGAUGAGUCCAGCUCGAGGAUUCAUUUCCGUGCCAUCCGCAGGAAAGGGAAAGCGAUGUUGUGCUACCUCCAGCAGCGUGACACCCAGGCUCCACACGUCACUCGUGAUGGUAUAGCUUUGCCCCGUGAUGCGUUCCGGCGCCAUAUAGUAGCUCGUUCCUAUAAACGUGUUGGCAUCGCCCUUGGUGCCAAAUUCGCCGCUGACGCCAAAGUCGCAUAGCUUGACUUGGCCUUGCCGGGUCAGCAGAAUGUUGGACGGCUUGAUGUCGCGAUGAAUGAUACGGUGCCCAUGCAGAUAUGUCAAUCCAUUAAGCACGCCCUCGGCCACCUUCCCGAGCACCUUUUCGCCCGUCCUGCCGCCGAGCUUCUUGACUUCUCGGUAUAUGCUGUCCAGAGAGCCACCUUCGCAAAACUCCAUACUGAUACCUAUUGUGCCGCUUGUGUCGUCCAUGAAGGCGCCGUAGUAUUGGCAAAUGUGUUCAGAGGCACAAGACUUGUUGAAUGACAAUUCUCGCACAAUCUGCUUCUUGACGUCCGGAUUCGGAUCUGUUGUGAUGAUCUUCAGGGCAAAGACAGUCUUGCCGCCUUUGAGGAUGCACCUCGUCACUGCACCGCCCGCGCCUUCACCUAGACUCCCCAGCUCCACAAGCCUGCCCUCCUUCUUGGCCGCCUUCCAGCCGGAGUCGUCAAGAUCUUCCACAUCCAAGGGGCGUCCCUUUUCCAAGCUGAGCUUCUCUAGGUCUGGCAAGGCCUGCGUGCUGCCUUCUCGUUCCAUGCCCACGCCAGCUGAGUGGGCGGAACUACUGCUGUACAACGAGCCCGAGGCCGACUGUGGGUCACCAUCACUGCGCAGCAUUUCCACGAAAUUCAAAGCUGAGUAGGAGGAGGUGGUCGAGACGGAGCCAUUCUGCGUCGUGUUGGCACCGAAGCUGUUGGUCCUACUGUGAGUCGACUCGUCGCUGCUGCCGCCACCACCGCCAGUGGCAGACAGUCCGGAAGCGAUCUGGAGCGGGGGGAGUCUACGUUUGCUCUGGGCGGGGUGCUCUUGCGGGGUGUGCGCAGUACCCAUGGGGGUGGCCAACGACAGCUUGGGAGGGUGGGCUCGAGGGGGAAUGUGCAGUCCAAGCGAUGGCAGAGCCGAAUGCUCCGAGGAUGAGGCCGUGGACAUCAUGAGGGGCGGCGGCGGUGCAGCAGCGCUGUUGACGGGUCGCUGAUUCGGCGAGGCGGGAAUGGCCAGGCCCAGUCGAGGCGGUCUGGGGGUGGUGGUGGUGGCAUUAUUGUUCCCUAUCCCGCUCCCAUUCCCACGGCCCGCCCCAGGAAUCGGCGGGCGCACCAGCGGUGCCGGCGAGGCCAUGUGGGAGGGGGAGUGGUGUGGUGUCCCUCGUCUUGCCGUCUGUCGACUGGACUCGUCUCGUCGUAGGAUGAUGUCGUGCUGGUGUCGUGACGUGUGGUGUGGUGUCGCGUCUCGUGUCGUGUCUCGUGGGCAAAGCGUGCUACGAGGUGUGGGAAGCGUAAAUGUGCAAUGUGCGAUGGGUGAUGAGUGCUCUGUCUGUGUGGUGGGUGGUCUUCAGGCGGCACGCGAACUGCGGUGCUGGCUGGUAAGUGCUGCACUCGGCUGUGCUGACCUGCUCUGCUGAGGCGGAUGGGGGAAGCGCCAAGCGCGUCUGUCGAGAACAAGCAACACCGCCCACGACAAUAACGAUGGCGACGACGGCGGCGGUGGUGGUGGUGGCUACAAUGAAUGUCAC